Molecule: messenger RNA, 2525 nt
Organism: Bactrocera dorsalis (oriental fruit fly)
Lineage: Eukaryota; Metazoa; Arthropoda; Insecta; Diptera; Tephritidae
Product: putative sodium-dependent multivitamin transporter
Exons: 2
Coding region: 484-2412 (642 amino acids)
Biological process (GO): sodium ion transport; transmembrane transport
Cellular component (GO): membrane
Molecular function (GO): symporter activity
Source: RefSeq, a predicted model, not a curated record
UGAAUUUCUUGGCGAGCACAGGUGCUCGAUGCUAUGAGAGCAAAUUCCGUUUUCCCACAGUACUCUUGCCAGCAGCCCACACGGCGAUAGCGCGGAAGUUUAUAAAACUUUUUCACUAAAAAUAGUACUGAAUCAGUUGCGUCCAGAAAAUUUCACCACAUCAAAAAUUUUCAAACAGUUAGUAUUCUUAGCGUGGAACUCCAUCAGUAUCAGUCAACAACUUUUACUAGAAUUGUGCAAACAUCACUUGAAACAGCACAAUUAUAGUUAUCAAGUGCAGAUAAAAUAUCGACAGUCGGGUAGCUAAUAAAGAUUAUUUUAACGAGGUGAAAAUCUCCGGAAACCGUGAUAUUAGCCUUUGAAACAUUUAAUUUAUAAAAUCAGUACCUCGUGUGUUGUAUAUCCGUACUGUAGUGCCGGCGAGAGACUCCUGCUUGAAGAACAAGUGUGAUUUUCCCGUCGCAUUUAACCACAUCUAAUAAAAUGGCUACUUUCGGUGCCCUCGACUAUGGGAUUGUUGUGCUUGUGCUGAUCGUAUCAGCCGGUAUCGGUGUAUAUUAUCGUGUGACGGGCGGAAAGCAGAAUACCACUAAGGAGUACCUGCUUGCUGGACGCCAGAUGUCAAUCCUGCCUGUCGCGUUUAGCCUUAUGACUAGCUUCAUGUCCGCCGUCACUCUGCUGGGUGUAUCGAUGGAAAACUAUCAGUACGGUACUAUGUUCGUGCUCAUCAAUAUCUCGUACGUCUUGUCCACACCGGCAGCUGUCUACCUCAUUCUGCCAGUUUUCUUUCGACUGAAAACUGCAUCCGUAUACGAAUAUUUGGAAUUGCGAUUUGGCUAUGCCACCCGACUGUGCGCCUCUCUCGCCUACACUGUUCAAAUGACACUCUACAUGGGCAUUGUAUUGUAUGCACCAGCACUAGCACUUGAAGCCGUAACAGGUCUGAAUCAAAACUUCUCAAUAAUACUGGUGGGCGUAGUAUGUACCUUUUAUGCUACAUUGGGUGGAAUGAAGGCGGUGCUUAUCACAGAUAUUUUCCAGUCGCUGCUAAUGUUUGUAUCCGUGUUUAGUGUGAUAAUAUUCGCCACCAUCAAAGCGGGAAGCUGGGGUGAGAUCUGGCGUGUUGCAAAUGAAGGUGGCCGCAUCAAUUUUUCGGAUUUCCGUAUUGAUCCAACAGUUCGCCAUACCUUUUGGACACAAAUGAUUGGCGGCAUAAGCACAUACUUAUCCGUGUAUGGCGUCAAUCAGACGCAGGUCCAACGGUUGUUGUCGGUGCGCAAUCUAAAAGCAUCGCAAGCUUCUUUAUGGUGGAACUUACCAAUUUUGAUGCUACUGAGUUGCAGCACCUGUUUCUCUGGACUCUGUAUGUACUAUUACUAUAAAGACUGUGAUCCUUUAUUGCAAGGACGUAUUUCCUCACGGGAUCAAUUGAUGCCACUUUUCGUCGUGGAUACGAUGUCAGACAUACCCGGAUUGUCGGGCCUAUUUGUUGCGGGUAUAUUUUGCGCAAGUUUGUCAACAAUUUCAUCUGCUAUCUCCUCUUUGGCUGCCGUGACUGUCGAGGAUUACAUAAAACCAUUGCUACUGUGGAAAACCAAACAAACUCUAAGUGAUUCCAGAAGCACAUGGUUUUCAAAAAUUUUCAAUCUGAUUUAUGGCGCGGGAUGUAUCGGUCUGGCAUUCCUAGCCGGUUCGUUAACUGGUGUUCUACAGGCUGCACUUUCUAUUUUUGGAAUUGUAGGCGGUCCAUUAUUGGGUCUAUUCACUCUCGGCAUGUACUGCACAUCCGUUAAUCAAAAGGGGGCAAUAACGGGUCUCCUCACCAGCCUGGCAUUUUGCUUUUGGAUUGGUUUUGGUCAACCCAGACCUGCGCCGGUAAGCUUGGAAUUCUCUACCGAAGGCUGUCCGGCGACGCCACCAACAUCAUACGUCACCGACAUCUUCACACAACGACUGUCAACGGCGGAAGCAGCGGAGCCACAUUAUUUCUAUCUCUAUCGAAUCUCAUAUAUGUGGUAUGCGACAAUUGGCUUUCUCGUCACGUUCUUCAUGGGCUUGGUAUGCUCCUGGCUGUACGCCAAGCUGGGCUGGGACUCGAAUGCACACAUCUACACCGACAGCGCGUGCACCACAAUCAAAUAUGAUCUCUUUGUCCCCCCCAUAGCGAGGCGGUUGCGCAAUCGACAAGUGCCCGUUGUAGUGGUGACAGGUACGAGCUCUGAGAUCGGAGGCGAGUCUUCAACACCCAGCAACUUGGAAGAUGAGACGCCAACACCACAAAUUGACACACAUGCAACCGAUCUUAGCAUGCAGAACCUCGAAGGAAGUGAAAACAAUGAGAAAAUGCCCAACAGCAGUGGAGAUAUGGUUUUGCAAAAUGGCAACAAGCAACAUGUAGCCGCCAUAUCUUGAAAUAGACUACUGCAAUUUAUUUGUUUUCAUUAGUAUUGAAGAUGUGGACGCAAUUUUAAACAAAGUUGCGAUUUCAAUUUGUUUCAAUAAAUCAAUCCUAUUGUUUUAGCCAA